Messenger RNA from Asterias rubens (European starfish), 2208 nucleotides. RefSeq names its product mediator of RNA polymerase II transcription subunit 8-like. Gene Ontology annotation, molecular function: transcription coregulator activity; RNA polymerase II cis-regulatory region sequence-specific DNA binding. Gene Ontology annotation, cellular component: core mediator complex; mediator complex. Bases 92 to 847 code for a protein of 251 amino acids. The record is from RefSeq and is a predicted model, not a curated record. Gene Ontology annotation, biological process: regulation of transcription by RNA polymerase II. NCBI's taxonomy places the organism in Eukaryota, Metazoa, Echinodermata, Asteroidea, Forcipulatida, Asteriidae. The transcript has 8 exons.
UACAGUUCGCGGCUCAGGAAAAAGAGAGUGAACCGAGUGACGACACUGACGACAUAUUGAACAUUGUUGCUUUCCUUAAACCGGACGGAAAAUGCAGAAUCAAGAGAAGGCAUUGGAGAUUUCCUUAGAGGCUCUGACAAAUCGAGUCCAAGAUUUGAAGACUUCCUUAAUAUCCUUCUUGGCCAAGCUUGAACUGGAACAUGCAACACUCACAUGGCCCUCUGUGCUCAACAGCUUUGCUUUACUAUCAGGUCAGAUUAACACACUGAACAAAGUGUUGAAGAGCGAUAAGACUCCUGCUCUAAGGAAUCUGGUCUUGCUGCCACUGAAGCUGUCUCAGGAUAAAGAUGAAGAACUGGAGAAAAUGACCGAGGGUCGUGUGCCAGCCUUCAACCAUGAGGUUGUACCUAAUUAUCUACGCACCAAGGCAGAGCCAGAGGUUGAGGAGAGAGAGUUGCAGAUAAAGCAGAAGGCAGCUACGAUAUCUCCUGAACAAGCUCAGAAGCAGAUAAACAGCAUGAAUAAACUUGUUAAUCGAAUCCUUGAUAUGGUGAACAGUGCAAAGGAUGACUGGGAAGGCGAUAAUGCCGCAAUGAGGCUGACGUCACUGAGCAACUCUAACCCUACAGACACGGCGGCAUUAGUUGGAGCUAUAACCAACGGUAGAGGGCUGAAGCCCAUCCGUAUGCCUGUACAAGGUCAACAUAGCAUUCCGGGUCAACCAGGGGGACCAACCCUAUCACAACCACAGAGACAAGAUCAGCAUGUUGCCAUGGGUAAAGCACAAAGUACCAUCAAAACUAACAUCAAGGCUGGAGUAACUGCACAUCCAUACGGUCAUAGAUGAAGUUCAUCAAGCAUCUCUUAAUGUUUUAGUUUACUGUAGAUAAUCCUGCAGUCAUUAAGACCGGUUCAAAGUUACUGCGAAUGCGAAAUGAAGUUUGACAUCACAGGGCUGUUUUCGCACUGAAUGUUUCACAGGGGUUAAGCAUGUCAAGCCAACUGAAGCCAAUUAUUUGUUGCAAAUUUGUGACGUCGAAAUUUGUAUCGCAUUCGCAGGAAGUAUGAACCAGGCUUUGGUUUUGUUAUUUUUUAUCUUUCCGAAAAAUACUUUAUGGCAUGAUGUUGGUUUUGAGCCUAGCAGAGUCUUAAGGGCCUAUUUGUUUUUGCAUUUAUACCACAAUUCCUUUUGGUUGGUCAGUAGUUUGCUACAGCUAGUUUCUAAAUGUCUUAUUUAUUUGGCCCAUGACAAGAAAGAGACAUGAAGGCAGGGAAUACCAGAAAAAUAUGUGAACUUAAAACAAGAAAGUCUACAGAGGGAAUUUGGUUAAGGGUACAAAUGAAAACACAGGAGUGACAGGAAGGAAAAUGGUGGAACAAGAUAAGAAUUUAACUGUUAUGAGUUAUUACACUCCUGGCGUAGGUUAAGUCACAUCAGUUAGACCUGUGCAUAGUAGAGUACAAAACAUACAAACUGACUAUAUAACAGUUGUUUUGGGGGGAUGUUAAUGAAAAGUGAUUUGCAGCAGGUCACGAAACACAAGGUGUGAACAAAAUUACCAAGGAGUUUGCUGGGGUUAAAGUUCUGUAGUGUGAAUAGGGAUAAUGAAGGGCUUCAUACACGUCAAACUAAAGAAUAAAUCGAUUUCUUGAUGGAGACAAAUAUUUCAAGCGUUACAUUUAUUUGAUUCCUGGUUGCACCUUCCUUGCUAAUUCAUUUCAAUCCAUAGUUAACUUACUACUGUCAUCUCGGAGUUUCAUUCUGGUGAAUAAAAUCAUACUGAAAUGUGUAUCAAAUGUUCGUUUUUGCAAUCAAAUAUUUUACCAGCCUGAAUAACAAAUAAAAUACCACAAAGUGUAUUUCUGGACAUCAAUGGCUGUUUUUCCCCCGCAACCUUAUCUCAAAACUCUAACUCUUAAACCAACUUCAGUUUCCCUAAAAUACAAACGUAAAUUUAAUUCUGGAAAGUUGUCAUCGCCCUGUAUCAUAGUUUAUUAAUAUCCAAAACAAAUUUCAGCCAAAUAUUACGAGUAACUGUACUGAACAAACCUAAAAAGGUUUGCUUUGCAAAAACAAAUGUUUAAACAGAAAACCCCCAAAACCACCUUGUUCCUUUUACAUUUACAAAUAUGAGACUUCCAGGUAUACCCCAGUACAGACAUGUCCCUGUUACCUUUUGAUUUAAUAAAUACAAUAAUAAUAAUGAU